CUCAGAAUCCCAGAAGAAUUUGAUCGACAUUGGUCUGCGCUCGCCAUUCCAAUGGAGAAGGCAGAGACUGAAACGAGCAGUGAGCGCUACAAGCUUCUGCUCUCUUGCCCCUCGGGUCUUUUGCCAUCGCAGGUUUCUGUGGUUUUUGAUGGAGUUUAUGAUCGAAUUCCCCAUCCAGACAUCAACUUGGAGAAUUCUGUUUCUGAGAUAUGGGAUCAAAGGGUUCAUAAAAAUCCAUCGUUGUACAAUGGGACAAAGUUCAGGUAUGGAAAACAUGUAUGGCAUGAUGGAGGUGGAUCUAACCAAGAGCCUCAUGUAUGCCUCCACCUUGGUCUGACAGAUUAUAGGAAUUUUGUGGGCACAAACUUAAAUCGUUUAUGGGAAAGCUUCCUGGUUGCUUCAGAAGAUGAUGCUAUACGUUGUCAACACACCUCAAGUCCAUUGGGUAAUGGUGCUAUUGUGGAGACAUCUGACAAGAAAAUACUUGUGUUGCAAAGAAGUAACAAUGUUGGGGAAUUUCCUGGACAUUUUGUUUUCCCAGGAGGCCAUCCAGAGCCCCAAGAAGUUGGAUUAGUAUCCCAUCAUCAUGAGGACUUGACAGACUCCAAAGUUAUUAACGACAAGGUUUCUCAGGAGAUGUUUGACAGCAUUGUCCGUGAGGUAGUUGAAGAAAUUGGAGUACCUUCAGCUUCCCUUCACGAGCAAGUAUUCAUUGGUAUAUCCCGCAGGGUGUUGAAUGUGCGACCAACUGCAUUUUUCUUCAUGAAAUGCAGUCUCAGCUCAAAGGAAGUUCAGAAGUUGUAUGCUACCGCACAAGACAGCUUUGAGUCAACUCAGCUCUUUACAGUUCCACUGAUUGACCUAGAGAAUAUGGCAUCUAAAAUGCCAGGCUGCCAUGAAGGUGGAUUGGCCUUAUAUAAGUUGAUGGUUGAAGCCGUGAAGAAUGUUUGAUGAAAGAUCAGAAGAACCGCAGAAAGUUGUCAGCCUUAGUGUCUCAGCAGCUUUCGGGUUCUAAGGCGUGGACUCCCUUUCUUCGUUAUUAUUGCACUUGAUACAAAAAGAAAAUCAGAAGUAGUUUUUCUGGUGGUUGUUUCUUUAGGAAUUAUUCCCUAUGCACUUUCACAUGAUUAUAUAAAUGUACUAUGUAUCCUCAUUGCAAAAGGUAUGUUAUCCUCCUUGCAGGAUAUAAUGAUCUCUGAAGAGUCCUAGACCCUUUCACUGCAUGUGUAAUCAAACGUUGAGUGAAUGGGUGGUCUGUACUUUAAGCACAAAUUCAUGUUUGAGUGAUUUGUUUAAUAUGAUGGAUUCUUACCUGCGUAGUCA
Messenger RNA from Prunus mume (Japanese apricot), 1323 nucleotides. RefSeq names its product nudix hydrolase homolog 9 (gene NUDT9). Gene Ontology annotation, molecular function: GDP-mannose hydrolase activity. NCBI's taxonomy places the organism in Eukaryota, Viridiplantae, Streptophyta, Magnoliopsida, Rosales, Rosaceae. The record is from RefSeq and is a predicted model, not a curated record.